AUGAGUAGACCAGGCGGGCGUCCUCAAGAAGGGCAGGACCCAUAUUACGGGGAACGUCGCGCUCCAUUUCCCACAAACCAGCGUUAUUCUGACCGAGGUUAUGAAGAUUAUGGUCAACCUCAACAAAUGCGAUCUUCUGCAACUUCUGAGAUUUCCGUUGAUGCUACGAUUUCACGUAUGGCAAAUAUGAAGAUUAAUGACGAUCAUAGUGUACCAAUUUCAUCCCAGAUAAUCGUUCCGCAAAGAGUAAACUCUCCCCGUCCUCGUCCUAAUCAACAAAUGCAAGGCCCUCCUCCUAACCAACCAAUGCAGGGUCCUCCUCCUAACCAACCAAUGCAGGGUCCUCCUCCUAACCAACCAAUACAGGGUCCUCCUCCUAACCAACCAAUACAGGGUCCUCCUCCUAACCAAUACAUUCAAGGUCCCCCUCCUACUCAACUUAUGCAAAGUCCUCCUCGUAACCAACAAAUGCGAAGUCCUCCUCCUUCCGUUUCGCAAGCUGCUCAAGGAGAUCCAAAUUAUGGUUCUGAGGAGCAAUAUUAUGGUCGUUAUUCUCAAGGUUCAGACUUUUCUAUCAAAGCACAAAAUCAAAACCCACAAAAUUAUUAUAAUUAUAAUAAUCAAUAUCCACCUCAGAAUAAUCAGGAAUUUUAUCCUCGGGGACGUCAUUAUGAUACUGCAUCUGUAUAUACUGAAGAUUCUUAUAAUUAUUAUCCAACUCAACCUUAUGAUUAUGAUAAUGUAAAUAAAGGAUCAUACGGUUAUGAUUAUUAUCAACAAGGAUAUCCACCUAGUGAAGGAUAUCCACCUAGUGAAGGAUAUCCACCUAAUGAAGGGUAUCCACCUAACGGAGGAUAUCCGCCUAAUGGAGGAUAUCCACCUAACGAAGGGUAUCCACCUAGUGAAGGAUAUCCACCUAGUGAAGGAUAUCCACCUAGUGAUGAUUAUUAUGGUGGUAGCAUGAACCCACAUCAAUAUUAUCAAGAUCAAUAUUAUGGAUCUAAUUAUUAUCCACAAGAUGAAUAUGGAUCUAGACAAUAUUAUGGUCAACCUGGUCAAGCAUAUAUGGAAAAUACAAAUAGGUACUCUGGUCAAAGGAACUUAGAACAACCUAAUACAACAGAAGAUAAAGAUUUAUAUACACCAGAAGUAAUAGAACAAUAUCGACAAAAAAUUAAAUCGACUAAUGAUCCUGAUAGUUUGUUUACUUAUGCUAAAUAUUUAAUUUCAGCAGCAAUUUCUGUUAGUAGAAGUGAUCCUGAUCCGAAAAAUGCAAAAAAGAAAAAAGAUGCUUUACUUCAAGAGGCAAUCAAAUUAAUUAAACGGUUAGCCACACAAAGUAUGGGUCGCCCUUCACAUCCAGAGGCACAAUUUUACCUUGCUGAUUGUUAUGGUAAUGGUUCACUAGGUUUACCUCAAGAUCUUGAUAAAGCUUUUAAUCUUUAUGAACAAGCAUCAAAACACAGUCACCCUGCAGCUACUUAUAGAACAGCGGUAUGUUACGAAGUUGGUGGUGGGACUAAGCGAGAUCCAAACAGAGCAGUACAAUUUUAUCGCAAAGCAGCAGCAUUAGGAGAUACUGCAGCGAUGUAUAAACUCGGAAUGAUUAUGUUAAAAGGACAACUAGGACAGCACGAAAAUCCUCGAGAAUCUAUUAAUUGGCUUAAACGUGCUGCAGCUCAAGCAGACGAAGCAAAUCCGCAUGCAUUACAUCAAUUAGGAUUAUUACAUGCUAAACCAGAAAAUGAACCACCAUUAAUUCCUUCACUAAUCAGAAAUGAGGGACAUGCAAUUGAAGAAUUUAAACGAGCGGCAGAUUUAGGUUAUGCACCAUCUUGUUUUAGAUUAGGAUGUUGUUAUGAAUAUGGCCAAUUGGGAUGUCCUAUUGACCCUCGAGAAUCUAUUCGAUAUUAUUCACGUGCUGCUGAGAAAGGAGAUCCUAAUGCCGAAUUAGCAUUAUCCGGUUGGUAUCUGACAGGUUCAGAAAAUAUAUUAAAACAAUCUGACACAGAAGCAUAUUUAUGGGCACGUAAGGCUGCAGAUAAAGGUCUUGCAAAAGCAGAAUAUGCCAUAGGUUAUUAUACGGAAGUAGGUAUUGGUACAAGACAAGAUCUUGAUGAAGCAAAACGUUGGUACAUGCGUGCUGCAGCACAAGGGAAUAAAAGAGCAAUGCAACGUCUUACGGAAUUAAAACAAUUGGGCAAUAAAAAACGCUACAAACCUUCACAACAUACACGAGCUCAAGCAAAUAAAGAAGAUUGUACUAUAUGCUAA
Messenger RNA from Scutellospora calospora, 2274 nucleotides. NCBI's taxonomy places the organism in Eukaryota, Fungi, Glomeromycota, Glomeromycetes, Diversisporales, Gigasporaceae. The record is from the annotation of a GenBank genome assembly.